This is a messenger RNA of Balaenoptera acutorostrata (minke whale), 1530 nucleotides long. RefSeq names its product NXPE family member 1. The record is from RefSeq and is a predicted model, not a curated record. NCBI's taxonomy places the organism in Eukaryota, Metazoa, Chordata, Mammalia, Artiodactyla, Balaenopteridae.
AUGCUCACCUUAAGGAGAGUUUUGGUUCACUCUAACUUACCCAUUUCCCUCCGCCACUGGAACAGCUCCACAAAGUCCCCAUACCCUAAAACAUCACCGAGCCUGUUAAAGUCACCAACAGAGACUGAGCUGAGAAUAAAGGGGAUCAUGGAGAAAUUAGACCAGCUGAUCCCACCCAGACCCUUCACCCACGUGAGCUCCACCACCAGCACCACACACAGCAAAGCCACCCUCCUCCGCCCUCAAGAAUACUGCAGGGGGGAUCAGCUAGACGUCCUGCUGGAGGUGAGGGACCACUUGGGACGCAGGAAGGAAUACGGCGGGGAUUCCCUGAGGGCCGGGAUGUCCUCCCCAGCCCUGAAGGCAGGCGCUUCGGGAAAGGUGACAGACUUCAACAAUGGCACCUACCUUGUCAGCUUCACCCUGUUCUGGGGGGGCCGGGUGUCUCUGUCUCUCCUGCUCAUCCUCCCCAGAGAAGGGGUGUCGGCUCUCUGGAGGGCAAGGAACCAAGGCUAUGACAGGGUGAUCUUCACAGGCCAGUUUGCCAGGGGCACCUCCCAUGUCAAUACUGAUUGCGCCCUGGUUGUAAAUUCAAGUGCUGAACUAUGUACCUGGAUACUCGUGACCAAGAAUUCUACUUUCUGACCUCAACACAUACUCUGUGAGGCCCUGAAUGACAUGACCACCAGGAAUGGAGAAAUUUCUUAUCUUACUGUCAAGGAAGAAGCCUUUUUUCACAGGUCCAGAGUAGGAGUUGAAAUGAUGAAACAUCUUAACCACAUUGAUGACACCAACUGUCAGACCAGUGAGAUUCAGGUUAGGGACCAAGGCCUAAGUCAGCACAGCAUCAGCAAAGAUGGCCAAGGAAUGACAGAACUUCAAGAUUCAGUUAAUACAAUUAAGAUAAAUGGAUGGUUAAAAGGAAAACUCGUUUACCUCCUGGGAGACUCUACCCUGCGGUACUGGAUGCACUACCUGCUCAAAGUUGUAAAAAGUAUCACUAAAAUUUUUUAUCUUCAUGGAACUAGAAUUUUUAAGAAACAAUUCCCUCUGGAUACAGAAAGACACAUUCAGAGUCAGUGGGAAAAACAUAGCUACCCUUUUAUCACUUCCUAUUCUGUGAUAGAUGAGGAUUAUAUCCCUCAGGAAACUGACCAGAUGUCAGCCAUCAUCCAAAGAAACACAGCCAUCACCACACUUGGCUAGCACUUCAGACCCUUCCACAUUGACAUUUUCAUUCGCAGGGCCAUCAGUGUCGGAAAGGCUAUUGAAUGACUCCUCCUAAGAAGCCUGGCCACUAAAAUGAUCCUUAAAACAGAAAACAUCAGGGAGAUACACAUAGACACAGAGAGGUUUGGAGACAUCCAUGGUAACAUUCAAUACCUUACCAGGAAGGACAUUUUCAAAGAUUUCCAUGUAGGUGUCAUUGAUACCUAGGAUAUCGCCAUUGCAUAUGGCACCAAUAGUAUCCACACACCUGAUCAUAUGAUUGGGAAUCAGAUUAGCAUGUACUUAAACUACAUUUGUUAA